CUGGGCCGCGCGUGCGCACGCCGCGCCUCGGGCCGGGCGGGGCAGCGGCAGCAGCGGCCAGGGGAGCCCCGCUCGGUGGGGCCGCCUGCGAGCUGGCGGCGCGGGCCGUGGGGCCCGAGCGACUGCGGGCGGAGGUAGCCCAGGAGCCCAGGUUGUGUGCAGUGCGGAAGGUGUGAAGCCGUUCCGUGGAUGGAGGGUUACGUCUCAUUGAGAGACAAGAGAUAAUUGAUUCCAUUAUGUGUGCGUCAGCCAAAUAUAACACAAGGGGUCCAGCCCUCAUCCCAAGGAUGAAAACCAAGCAUCGCAUCUACUACAUCACACUCUUUUCCAUAGUUCUGCUUGGCCUAAUUGCCACAGGAAUGUUCCAGUUCUGGCCUCACUCCAUUGAGUCAUCCAGUGACUGGACCAUUGAAAAACGCAGUGUCCAUGAUGUGCCUGUGGUCAAGCUUCCUGCUGAUAGCCCCAUUCCUGAGCGGGGAGACCUCAGCUGCAGGAUGCACACCUGCUUUGAUGUCUAUCGAUGUGGCUUCAAUCCUAAAAACAAAAUCAAGGUAUAUAUCUACUCACUGAAAAAUUACGUGGAUGAAUACGGGACAUCAGUGAGCAACACCAUUUCCAGGGAAUACAAUGAGCUGCUAACUGCCAUCUCUGACAGUGAAUUCUACACUGACGAUGUCAACCGGGCCUGCCUUUUUGUGCCAUCCAUAGAUGUCCUCAAUCAGAAUGCGCUCCGUAUCAAGGAGACAGCUCAGGCUUUGGCACAGUUAUCCAGGUGGGAUCGAGGCACAAAUCACUUGCUCUUCAAUAUGCUGCCUGGAGGGCCACCAGAUUAUAACACUGCCCUAGAUGUUCCUAGAGAUAGAGCUCUGCUGGCUGGUGGAGGCUUCUCCACAUGGACUUACCGGCAAGGCUACGAUGUCAGUAUUCCUGUUUACAGCCCACUGUCGGGGGAAGUGGAUCUGCCAGAAAGAGGACCAGGUCCUCGCAGGUAUUUCAUUCUGUCAUCUCAAAUGGCUCUGCACCCAGAGUACCGGUCUGAACUGGAAGCUCUUCAAGCUGAGAAUGGGGAAUCAGUGUUGGUCCUAGACAAAUGUACCAAUCUGUCAGAUGGGGUCCCUGCUGUUCGCAAGCGCUGUCACAAGAAUCAAGUCUUCGAUUAUCCUCAAGUGCUCCAGGAGUCUACGUUCUGUGUUGUUCUACGUGGAGCCCGCCUGGGGCAGGCUGUGCUCAGCGAUGUUCUUCAAGCUGGAUGUGUCCCCGUCAUCAUUGCUGACUCCUACAUUUUACCUUUCUCUGAGGUUCUGGACUGGAAGAGGGCCUCUGUUGUCAUCCCUGAAGAAAAGAUGCCUGAAAUGUACAGUAUUCUGCAAAGUGUCCCUCAGCGACAGAUUGAAGAGAUGCAAAGACAGGCAAGGUGGUUCUGGGAAGCAUAUUUUCGAUCAAUGAAGGCAAUUGCUCUUGCUACUCUUCAGAUUAUCAAUGAUAGAAUUUACCCAUAUGCUGCCAUUUCUUAUGAAGAAUGGAAUGAUCCCCCGGCUGUGAAAUGGAGCAGUGUGAGCAACCCACUCUUCCUACCACUGAUCCCACCUCAGUCUCAAGGUUUCACAGCCAUAGUUCUGACCUAUGACCGGGUGGAGAGCCUUUUCCGAGUCAUCACAGAGGUGUCUAAAGUGCCGAGUCUGUCCAAACUGUUAGUUGUCUGGAACAACCAGAAUAAGAAUCCACCAGAAGAUUCCCUCUGGCCAAAGAUUCGUGUUCCCUUGAAAGUUGUUAGAACUGCAGAAAACAAACUUAGUAAUCGCUUCUUCCCCUAUGAUGAGAUUGAAACUGAAGCAGUGCUGGCUAUUGAUGAUGAUAUCAUUAUGCUAACCUCAGAUGAACUCCAGUUUGGCUAUGAGGUUUGGCGUGAGUUCCCUGACAGGUUGGUUGGGUAUCCAGGCCGCCUGCAUCUUUGGGACCAUGAGAUGAACAAAUGGAAAUAUGAAUCAGAGUGGACCAAUGAAGUCUCAAUGGUGCUCACUGGGGCAGCGUUCUAUCACAAGUAUUUCAACUAUCUUUACACCUACAAAAUGCCUGGAGACAUCAAGAACUGGGUGGAUGCUCAUAUGAAUUGUGAAGAUAUUGCCAUGAAUUUUCUAGUGGCAAAUGUCACUGGCAAAUCUGUCAUUAAGGUGACCCCACGGAAGAAGUUCAAAUGUCCAGAAUGCACAGCAAUUGAUGGGUUAUCACUGGACCAAACACACAUGGUGGAAAGUCCGCAGCUAAGGUUAGCUGAGCGCUGGCUGAAGUGACCGCUUCCCCUGCCUUGCAUCCACAGAUCUGAAUGCAUCAAUAAGUUUGCCUCUGUCUUUGGGACCAUGCCUCUGAAAGUGGUGGAGCACCGUGCUGACCCUGUCCUGUACAAAGAUGACUUUCCUGAGAAACUGAAGAGCUUUCCCAAUAUCGGCAGCUUGUAAAGGCAGCUGUGGGACAAACCUGAGUGAUGAAAAUGAUGGCUGAAAAGGUGCUAUGAGGAAUAUAGGACCUGAAGAAAAAAUCACUAGAGAGUGGGUUACAUCUGAGGGAGAUGGGAAUUAAUGUUGUGUUUUGCUACCUUAUCUUCCCUUUGCAUUGCACAAAGAUGUAACGGAAAGCUGAAUAACUGCUUCUCUGUUGCUCACAGAGGUUUGAAUCUAUUCAUGGGUCUUCCCAGAAAUGUCAAACACACGCUUUUCUCCAAUGGAGGCCAUGCAACUGGAAGAAUAAAAGAGAAUCUUGCUC
Columba livia (rock pigeon) is the source of this 2760-nucleotide messenger RNA. It is a transcript of the gene EXT2, whose product is annotated as exostosin glycosyltransferase 2. The transcript is spliced from 16 exons. NCBI's taxonomy places the organism in Eukaryota, Metazoa, Chordata, Aves, Columbiformes, Columbidae. The coding region runs from base 237 to 2291 and encodes 684 amino acids. The record is from RefSeq and is a predicted model, not a curated record. Gene Ontology annotation, cellular component: membrane. Gene Ontology annotation, molecular function: glycosyltransferase activity.